This is a messenger RNA of Cryptotermes secundus, 557 nucleotides long. It is a transcript of the gene mRpL52, whose product is annotated as 39S ribosomal protein L52, mitochondrial. Gene Ontology annotation, biological process: mitochondrial translation. Lineage: Eukaryota; Metazoa; Arthropoda; Insecta; Blattodea; Kalotermitidae. Gene Ontology annotation, cellular component: mitochondrial large ribosomal subunit. Gene Ontology annotation, molecular function: structural constituent of ribosome. The coding region runs from base 32 to 442 and encodes 136 amino acids. The transcript is spliced from 4 exons. The record is from RefSeq and is a predicted model, not a curated record.
UCAGAGCUUCAGAGGUUUCAGAGCGCGCGAAAUGGCGUCUGUUUUUCAUUUUAGUCGCUUAUGCCUACACAAGUUACAUUAUCCAGAACAGUCUAUGUUGAAAUUAGCCAUAGUUCCGUUUGGUACAUCGUGUAUUCUGCAUUUAGACCACAAGUGGAGGAUACAACGGAAAUUACCGGUGAAUCCAAAUAUGAGGGGAGUUCUAACAGACAAACCAGACUAUUCAUAUCUUGAUGGGAGACCGGCUGAAAUUGGCUUGGGUAUGAAACGGAGAAUGGAGAAAAACAUUGAAUAUGCAAAAAAAAUAUUGGCACUUACAAAGGAGAUUGACUUUGCUGUGGAGAGACACAAAGCACUGGAACAAGAGAAGGAGGAAGAGCGUCAAAGGAAACUUGACAGUAAACUGAAACGCAAAGGGCACCUUCUGUUACAAAAGAAAUGAGUGCAGCACUCCUGGAUUUAUUUACUGUUAGAAUUAAUUUUUUUAAAACAGCUGUGAACAUCAAUUGUACAGAGUUAUAUAAAAUGUAUAUGAAUAAAUAUUGUGCUUUGUGUAA